Moneuplotes crassus is the source of this 1341-nucleotide messenger RNA. Lineage: Eukaryota; Ciliophora; Spirotrichea; Euplotida; Euplotidae. The record is from the annotation of a GenBank genome assembly.
CAAAUUUCUAAUGGAAGAUAAGAAAGAGUCUUCUCAUCAUACCAAGAGCAAGAAAGAAUCCUCCGACAAAGCGAAGAGCAAGAAGAUGAAUAGCAGUUCGUCUUCCUCUUCCUCUAGUUCGAAGAGUAAGCACAAAAACUCUAGGAAGUAUUCUGACAAGCCUCGCAAGGAAUACCCCAUGUAUUCUCAUGGUUAUGCAUUAAAAUCCCCAAGAAUUCAGAGUAAUAAUUACAAAAAUCCUGUGUCCUUAGCUAUGGACGUCAACUUUGGCUUGGAUAACGUUAUUAAGGAUAUUAAUAAACUUACCAGAGGAAGCUUUCAUUAUCCUGUAAGCACUCAUGUAACUCCUGGAUACUUGAGAAACUACUCAAGUGUGAAGAAACUUCCUUGCAAUUCUAUUGAUAACAAGAAGUCCAAGUUAAAUACUUUUGAUUACCACCAACAGACAAUACAUAACCCUCACCAAUAUGAUAAAGUCUCAGAUUAUGGGAAUGAAAGUGAAAGGACCCCUAUAUCAUUCCAUGGCAAGAAUAGGCGGAAAAAAAAUAGGAAUAAUACCAUGGAUAAUCCUCAAAAUCAUACCUUCCACUCAGGUCAAGGAUUUCCUGGAAUGCCAUACAUAGUACCUGCUCAGGCUCCUUAUCCAAUGCAGCAAUUCCAUCCUAAUCCAGGGUUAAUAGUCGAUCCUCAUCAAAUGCAUGCUGAAUUGAUGAAACUUCAACAAGAAAAAGAUCAAAAAUAAAGAAUUCAAAGAAAUUUAUGAAUUUGUUAAAAAGAAAGAGAAAAGUAAAUACAAGGCUAAGAUGGACAAAAUAAUUUAAAAAACUCCAUAAAGCGAAUAAAUCAGUUGAAGAAGCUAAGGCUAAACCUCAGCAGAGAACUGUUAAACUUCAGACCAAAAAGUCUGUGGGAUAUGUUAAUCGAGGCCUUGAUCCAAUCAUUCCUCCUCAAGAUGACAAAGAGAUUAGCGCACAACCAGAAUUCAGGGAAGAGUCUAUUGAGAAAGCAGUCUCUGAAAAACUUGAUGAAAUAGAACAAAGAGCCAAACAACAGCAUCGGAGUAAAAAGCCAUAUAGGAGAAUUUAUUUUAGACCACAAGGGACUUUUGCUAAAAAUGUUCCUCAAAGCAAGCCGUUAAGAGACAUAACUAACAAAUAUCAAAGAGACCCAGCUAAAGGGAAUAUAAGAAUAUAUGCGGAUACUAGAGGUCAAAGAACCCCAAUAGAGCGUAGAUCUAUGCUUAAAAAGCAUGAGAGAGCUCCUGUUUACGAAAGAGAGAAAAGAAUAGACAUGGUAUCUCACAAUGAAAUCAAUUCAGCAGUGAAUACCCUCAUGUGAUAA